Molecule: messenger RNA, 3567 nt
Organism: Eleginops maclovinus (Patagonian blennie)
Lineage: Eukaryota; Metazoa; Chordata; Actinopteri; Perciformes; Eleginopidae
Gene: btc
Product: betacellulin, epidermal growth factor family member
Exons: 6
Coding region: 291-839 (182 amino acids)
Biological process (GO): epidermal growth factor receptor signaling pathway; positive regulation of cell population proliferation; positive regulation of mitotic nuclear division
Molecular function (GO): growth factor activity; epidermal growth factor receptor binding
Source: RefSeq, a predicted model, not a curated record
AAGGCUCACUAUGAAGCAGACUGCCUGUAAUGCAGGAUCACAAUGCCACACACACACACACACACACACGGGGAACUUCCACACCUUUUCCAAAGGUCGUUGACCUCUGAUUUAUCCAUUUUUUCUCAAUGGAACUUGGAUUAUUGUGUUUUUUAUUUAUUGUAAAGUGAGGAGAUGGCUCAGGUGAUCAGGCUGUACGCAGGGAUCCUCACAGAGACAACAUUCAACCAUGUGUAAAAAAAGGCCUGAUUUGCGUUUGUUUUGACUGUUGCCGCACUUUUUCAUCAUCCAUGACGAUGUGCCUUCAAAGUAAAGCAGCUCUGGCUUUGUGCCAAUACUGUCUAGCCGGCGGAAAUGUGAGCGAAGCGUCUGCCAAUCAAACCGUGUCCAUCUGUCAUCACCACGGCAACAGAGACAACUGCACAGUGAACACGACAGAUACCGGGCAGUGGAAUGGACACUUCUCCAAAUGUCCCGAUGAACUGACAAACUACUGCAUCCACGGGGAGUGUCGUUACAUCAAAGAGCAGAAAGCCCCGUCCUGCAGGUGUCAGCAUGGUUACAUCGGCUCCAGGUGUGAAUAUCUGGACCUGGAUUGGCGGAUCGGAGAGAAAAGAGAAAUCAUAAUCGCCUGCGUCAUCGCAGGGCUCGUUUUCCUCAUUCUGCUCAUCGUGUUCAUCUGUAUUUGUUCACAUCGGAGGUGCCGGUUGUGUUGGCGGAGACGACGGCGACGAGAGGAACCGAGGAAUGGCUCGGAGAAGCUCAGCAUGAUGGACACCAGCGGGACACACACAACGCUAGCGUCAAACUCAGAGCCAACACACACCAAUGCCGUGUGACCAGUGUGUGUGAGAGAGACCACCAGUCUGGGAAGUGUUUACAUUCGAGGGAUUUCUGUCCCUCAUGUGACAGCUGCUGCCUUUUGUCUCAUGGUUACAUCAGUCCUUUGUGUGGAGGACGAGGAGGAGGAGGAGGAGGGACCUUUUCUGGAUGAAGAUCAAGCAGCAGCACAGGAGUCUGCACCCUUCUCUUAAAAGGGCACCAGUGUCUGAAGCUGUGAUGAAGCUCCAGCAGAAACAGGAUGAUAAACACGAGUUCGGAGAGUUCGUACCUGUUGGCAAGGAACUUUUCUUUCCAACACUGUGAAGCAACAACCGUGCGGACUGCAGGGCGCUCAUCAGGUGUUGCUAUGUUGGGAGAAGAUGUGACAGCAGCUGGCAGCCGGGGAGAACAGAUGGUCAGGUUGUUGUGAUUUGUGGGAGACAAUAAGCCCGGUUGGCGUCGGUCUAGUAUCACCUGGGGAGCUUUAGAGAUGUGUAAUUACUGCAAAGGUCUUCUGUGAUUUAUUCCGGUACAAAUCGGUCAUUUCCGUUAUCUCUGAAGUGAAAACUCAGCCCACUUUCCCCAAACAUGGACUUCUUUCGUUAAGAUUAGCGUGAACGAUUGUAAGCUAAAUAUAACAAGCUAAUUAUAGAUCGUUAGCUUUAUAUCUGACAAGCUAACUAUAGAUAUAUAGCUAACGUUCGCUAGUUAGCUUGUUGGAUUUAGCUAACGAUUUAGCUACCGAUCUAUAGUUAGCUUGUUAGAUAUAUAUAUCUAACAAGCUAACUAGCAAUCGUUAGCUUUAUAUCUGACAAGCUAACUAUAGAUAUAUAGCUAACAAUCGCUAGUUAGCUUGUUAGAUAUAUAGCUAACAAGCUAACUAGCUAAUGCUGGCUAUCUACAAAUUAGCCACCGUUAGCCUUCUCUGCUGUUGGCUUUUCCUUUGCAAAGGUUACGUUUUAUCCUUUUCUUGCUCAGUCAAGAAAGCUGCAUUUGUGACUCUAACUCAAAGUUUGAGUCGCAGUUUAAAUGCGUUCCCAAAUGGCUAAUAGCCAAGAGCGCCUACCGUCACUUCAGGUGCAGCUUCCCUAGUUCGUCAAGUGAAGUCACCCUAUUUCACCUGCAACCUUUCCCCUAAACACGUGUGUGUGAGCGACCGUUAGCUAUAUAUCUACCAAGCUAACUAACAAACGUUGGCUAUCUACUUAGGUAGUGGAAAAUUCACUCACUGCACAAGGGUUUACAGUGUACGACAUGCAGGGUCCUAAGGUACCCGAAUGGAGACACGUUUAUUUAAAUAUUAGCACGUAAACAUCGUCUGUCUCCGUAUGAACUCACGGACUCAUCGACGUUAGCGAUGCAAGAAGAGCCUUCUGGUCUAAAAGCAGUCUGGACUUCAGGGUUAGAUGAGGACAAGGAGGACUUGUGCCGGAGGAUUUCUGAAUUUAUAUAUGAACCCGAGCUGCAGACGAGGAACAGCCGAGCCAGUGUGUGCAGGAGAGAGGGCUUCACUGUACCAGACGCUUUCCAAAACUGCCAGCCUUCCACUGGGCUUUUAUAAAAUGUGCAUCUAAAUGUAGAAAGAAGAGGCAGUGAAGUGUGCUCCUGCUGGCAGCUUUCAAUAAAUAUGUCUACUGAAUGUGUGCUGUAAACUAUUCCAACAGAUAAGAGGAGGUGAUAAAACCCACAUUCAGAGAGAUUGUUACGAGUUGUUAGGAAGAGUUGCUCAACGCGACCUCAGACUGUUUUCAUCACGAUGAGCUCAAGUUCACAAGAAACCGGCGAGAGAUAAGGUCUCCAUAAACACAGCACUUCAGUUACAAGAGUUUUAAAGCAACACUAAGGGAAAGAUGACCUUUUUUAUAUCCAUAACUCCUUGAAUUUGUGCGGAAAGCUUUUCUUUUGUUGCAUGCCUUGAAAGUAAAAGUUUUAUUUCACAUUUUGGAUUAAUUCAAGUAAAUAACGCGGCUUUGAACAGCAGCAAAACAUGUGCAUUUGAGUUAAAAAUCAUACUACUUAAAACACUGGGGCAUUGACAGUCUGACGCUUGUGUAGGAGCGCUAAUCCCCAGUAUUUCUUAUGCAUAAUUGUAUUAAAUGCAUGUUUUUAAGUCAAAUAAUGAACAUAUGGAUAGAUGUGACUCUGAUUAUAAUGCACGAUUGUGAAGCUGUUUUAAAUUCCUGCAUAUUUGGUCAAAUUGUGCUAUUUUAAAACACUUAAACUGUCUGAUGCUUUUGCAGGAGCGCUUCUGGUCGGUGUGACUACUGUUUAUGAACGUGUUUUCAAUAGUCAUUUAAAAUAAUGAUCUAGAUAGAAAACUAUUUGAAUUUGAAUGCAUUCAUUGUGUGAAAAGAUAUACUGUGUAACGUAGUCCCCAUUUACUCCGAUUCAUCAAGCUUUUUAACGCAAUGCUCGUUAACAGCUGAGGCAUGACAAAAACACGACUUCCUGCCAGAAUUCAAGGUGAGGCGAGGUCAAUAAUUGACGUACAAAGGAUGCUGAACGCUCCUUUAAUCCAAACCCAAACACAUGUGAUUGAGCUCCUUGUGAUCCUGUGUUUACGGUGUUGUUAUGGAGAACAGAUUCCUGUGAGGGUGUGUACACACAGCAGUAUCGUCCUCUGACAUAAUGCAACCGAAUCCUGUUGACAAGGAGGAAUUUAUAUUGUGUCUGACUGUCUUUGGAUCUGUUUCAAAUGACAAUAAUUGGCUAAGUAUAAAGGACCUUUCUGACUCAAAGCCAGUA